Parnassius apollo (apollo) is the source of this 789-nucleotide messenger RNA. Lineage: Eukaryota; Metazoa; Arthropoda; Insecta; Lepidoptera; Papilionidae. The record is from the annotation of a GenBank genome assembly.
AUGAAGAAAAUUAGGCAGUUAAUAUCACCACUUCCCAUAUCAGAAGAGAGUAAUCCUGGAACUGCUUUUCCCGAGAACAUACAGCAAGGUAAGGCCCCAGCUCUAGAUCAAUUCUUACUAACAGACAGCUACAACGAUAUUGACAUGGACCCAAUAUUAACUGAUACGACAUCACCUUCGUUGAUCGAUUAUAUUUGUGAUACAUAUUUAAAUUCUGAGCUCAAUACUAACGCGUUAUUAACACCAUUACCUCAAACUAAACUUGUCGAUUACAGUGAUUCAGAUACUGAGAAUACUUACAAUUUAAUGAAUUUAGAUAACCAGAACAUAAAAGACUUAACAACUUACGAUCCUACUAUGCCAGCUUUCAUUAAUCAAUUAAUACAGCCGAGCACCAGUUCACUGUUUGACCAACAAGAACUAAAUUUGUCCAAGAAUUUGGAGACCCACGACAGCAUUACCUCUAUUGAUAGCGAAGAUACAUGGAAGCCUGCCUCAUCGUCCAGUGAUUCGGAUGAAGAUAAAUCAGUUCAAACAAUAGAAGAAGAAACAAGUGUUGGUAAAAGAGGAUAUAGGAAAAUAAAACCUUUACCAAAACGACUUUUAGCAAAAAAAAAUCGUAAGGCUGCUGUAGGGAAAUCUAUACAACCAAACCCUUGUAUGAAUAAAAAACGUGGUAACUCAUGUGCAAAUAAAUUUACGCAAGAUGAUCGCAAUAAUAUUUUUGAAAGCUAUUGGGGAUUAGGUUGUGAUAAAAGACAAAAAAGAUUUCCUGCUGUCCUGUGCUAA